Messenger RNA from Rhizophagus irregularis DAOM 181602=DAOM 197198, 366 nucleotides. RefSeq lists its product as uncharacterized. Lineage: Eukaryota; Fungi; Glomeromycota; Glomeromycetes; Glomerales; Glomeraceae. The record is from RefSeq and is a predicted model, not a curated record.
UUGAAACAGUUAGCUUCUAGUCGUUUAGAUAGACAUUGUGUUAAAACUUGCAGAUUAACAAGAGGGUUUAAUAAUGAAAUUCAUUUGUUACAAUUUGAUAAUGGACCAGAUUGCAUUGCCAGACUUCCGCGUGAUUCAACUCAUCCUGUAGCAAAAUUAGCUUGUGAAGUCGCAACUAUGAAGUAUAUCGCUCAAAAUACAAAAAUCAAAGUGCCGGAAGUAUAUGAUUGGGAUUGUACUACACAUAAUAUUAUAAAAUCUCCAUACAUCUUUAUGGAACGUUUAUCUGGUCAACAUUUAUAUCGAAUUUGGGAUGAUUUGUCGAUUGAAAAUAAAAAGUGUGUUUUAAACCAAAUAAUCAAUAUA